Molecule: messenger RNA, 2800 nt
Organism: Exophiala oligosperma
Lineage: Eukaryota; Fungi; Ascomycota; Eurotiomycetes; Chaetothyriales; Herpotrichiellaceae
Exons: 2
Coding region: 557-2293 (578 amino acids)
Biological process (GO): protein dephosphorylation
Molecular function (GO): cation binding; protein serine/threonine phosphatase activity
Source: RefSeq, a predicted model, not a curated record
CUUCCCUCCCCUCCUCAUUUCCAUAAUACUCCCCCACACAAUUGAACUCCCUUCUGUCCUACUACAUCAUUCCCCCCCCUCCUGCUCACAUUCCUCUUUGUGUUCCUGAACGGCGCCUUUGCCAUCUUGACUUGUGCGUGACCCAACAAACCACAUACAUUCGAACAUCGGGCCAGAUCAUCCUUCCACCUUGCGAACCGCCUCUCACUCGUACUCUCUGUACGAACUCAAAUCAACAAAGCCACCCAGUCUCCUCGUACAGAACAACCCCCGUAUUGCCUUCUGCUGCCGUGGGACUUUGUUGGACGAUCGACCUGCGCCUAACCUCAGUCCCUAGCCGCCUGCGCCUCACUUUCAACCACUUGCAUUACCUCGACUCGACUCAACUUAACUCGGCACCUUUCCCUCCUUCAUCCCUUACUCGUACUGAGGUUACCUCCUUGCUCCUUCGUUGUAACAUCUGCCAUCUCACCCCCCCGCCGAUCUUAUCAAGCUUUUCAAGCUGGCGGGCACCACUGAGCGGAGAACCUCCACGCAUGGGGGCUUUCUAAACCGCAUGUUUGGGAAGAAAGAGAAGGAUGCCGACUCGGAUUCUAUACAACCUCGCUCCAGCACCGACGGCUCUGCCAAUGUAGCAGCGUCGCCCAACAGUCCCAUUGCCAUCAAGACCAGCGACCUAUCUCCCCAGUCCGAAACCCCGGGGCGGAAGCCUACAGAAGACCCUACUUCCUCUCCCAGAGACGAACAGAAAAAGCGCAGGAGUAGUAGCGCCAAAGCGAAAGAGAUCUUCACCCAAGCCAAAAAUUCGCUCAUCCACGGAGACAAGGACGGACCUCAGACACCCAUGCAAAAGUUAUCCAAAACCGACGCCGCCCUGAGUGUGCCUCAAGGCUCACUCAACAACUCGGCCGGCGAGUCUCGUCCGACACCCAACUCGUCGUUCUUGGUCGGAGUGACCGAGGACAAGAACAAGAAAUGUCGCCGGACUAUGGAAGACACCCACUCCUACCUCUACAACUUCCUCGGCACCCCCGCACCCGUGCUGACCGACAACGCCCUCACCCAAAAGAAAUCGAUUGAAGAUCGAAAUAGCUUGACCUCGAUACCCUCGGAGCCUGCGCACCACGUGGUCGAGACCGACAAUGGCUAUUUUGCCAUCUUCGACGGCCACGCUGGCACCUUUGCCGCCGAAUGGUGCGGGAAGAAGUUACACAUCAUCUUGGAGGAUCUGAUGCGCAAACACCCCAACACACCUGUACCCGAGCUGCUCGAUCAGACUUAUACCUCGGCCGACAAUCAAUUGGAGAAACUACCCUUAAAGAACAGUGGAUGUACAGCCAUUACAGCGGUGUUGAGAUGGGAGGACCGCGUACCUACGAAUAACUCCGCGACCGGCUCUCAGGCGAUCGCGGCAUUAGCAGCGGCGGCGGCCAAAGAGGCGGAGAAGAACGAAAAGACCGAGAAAAAGGACGAAACAAACGAGGCGACACCACGCUCUAACUCGACGGCCGAAGCGGCCGCAGCAGCAAUCCAAGAAGCCAAGACCAAGGCUACACGGCAGCGAGUUUUGUAUACUGCCAAUGUUGGUGAUGCGCGAAUCGUGCUUUGUCGAAACGGCAAGGCGCUUCGCCUUUCAUACGAUCACAAGGGCAUGGAUGAGAACGAAGGCAGACGAAUCACGAAAGCCGGGGGCCUGAUCCUGAAUAACCGGGUGAAUGGGGUUUUGGCUGUCACUCGGGCACUAGGCGAUUCUUACCUCAAAGAUCUGGUCACGGGGCAUCCUUAUACGACAGAGACUGUCAUUCAGCCUGACCAAGAUGAGUUCUUAAUCCUGGCCUGCGAUGGGUUGUGGGAUGUUUGUUCUGAUCAGGAGGCCGUGGACUUGGUCCGUAACGUGCAAGAUCCUCAACAAGCCUCGAAAAUGUUGGUAGAUCAUGCGCUGGCUCGAUUCUCGACCGACAACCUGUCGGUGAUGAUUGUCCGUUUCGACUCGAACAAGUUGCAGCAAAACACCAAGAUUGGCAUCGGAGUCGAAGCAGAGGGUGACAAGGACAAGGGCGCCAUCAGCGAAGUUGAAAUGAUCGUCUCAGAAGCCCGACGUCAUUCUGGUGUAGUACAAGAAGGCGCGAUUUCCGACCAGGACUCGGAAGAGUUAAGACAAUCGGUCAUCAAAGAGGCGGAAACCGAGGAAGAAGAGCCUGGACCAGAACUGACGCCAGAAGGGAAGGGAGAGGCGGAAAAGAUCUUGGCUUCAAAAGAUCAAGAUGUCGAGAUGACGGACAAGAGUGGAUGAGGUUGAUGGAUGCGUAUACCAUGCAUUUGCAAUCCAUGAGGUUCUUUUCGAGAGGCAUCCGACAGUACAUUCGACGCGAGAAAGGGGCGAGGGUGGCACUUUCUCGGUCUUUUGAGGCACAUUCGGAUGACUAAAAUGGGGACUGAUGAUGUCGAAUUCUCUGAAGAUUACACGAGUCGUCGGCCUCUAUCGUUUGUUUAGGAUUCGGUAUUCACUUUUCAUCUCCAUAGAGGUUCAGGUCAUUGUGGGGUUUGGACACACUCGGAAGCCGAGUUGGAAUACAGAAAGUCCUGGUUACCUACAGAUGCUGGGGAGAUGAAAGUUUGGCAUGUAUGCAUCUUCUACGAGUAGCACAAGGCAAACGAAGUAGAUGGAGUGUACGAGUAUUCAUGCGGCUUUACUCGGGAGGUGUAAAUGCAGUACGGUACCUAAGUAGUUGAGAUGUGUGUGGCGCGAUCAACUGAAUGCACGGUUGAUGUCUGAAUCAAUAUCAAUUCCUUUUUCCAG